Messenger RNA from Leptidea sinapis, 3614 nucleotides. RefSeq names its product synaptic vesicular amine transporter (gene Vmat). The transcript is spliced from 13 exons. The record is from RefSeq and is a predicted model, not a curated record. Gene Ontology annotation, biological process: aminergic neurotransmitter loading into synaptic vesicle; transmembrane transport. Lineage: Eukaryota; Metazoa; Arthropoda; Insecta; Lepidoptera; Pieridae. Gene Ontology annotation, molecular function: serotonin:sodium:chloride symporter activity. The coding region runs from base 139 to 1587 and encodes 482 amino acids. Gene Ontology annotation, cellular component: terminal bouton; synaptic vesicle membrane.
UAUGUUGGUUUGCAUUCCUGGUUAGAUUUUGUGUGUCUAUGAGAGCAGGCUGUCUUCGAACGCGGUCGGGGACGGACGCCUUGCGGUUGGGUUCAGAAAAUGAGUGCUCUUGAUCCAUACAACAAUUAGGACGGCAGGAUGGGUGCGGCGUCAGGUGGCGGGGAGUGGCGUUCGCGUAUCGCAGCCCUGCGAGAGUCCCGCAAGCUGGUGCUGGUCAUCGUGGCCAUCGCGCUCUUGCUUGACAACAUGCUGCUCACCACCGUCGUGCCGAUAAUCCCGGAGUUCCUGUACGACAUCCGCCACCCAGACGCUCCGCUCUCCGUGGCGAUCGAGGACCUAACAACGCCACCACCGCCGACCACUCCCUACUGUCCCUGUCUCAAUGUCACCAGCUCCAUAGAGAACAUUACUCAAGUGAACAUCACAGCGGAGAGGGAAGUACGGCACCAGGAGUUGAUUCACGAGACGGUGGCAGUCGGAGUAAUGUUCGCGAGCAAGGCUAUCGUGCAACUGCUGGCGAACCCCUUCGUUGGACCCUUGACUCAUAAGAUCGGCUACAGCGUCCCCAUGUUCACUGGAUUCGUCUUAAUGUUUCUGUCAACGCUGAUAUUCGCAUUCGGACGGUCGUACGGCGUUUUGUUCGUGGCUCGUGCGCUGCAGGGCAUCGGCUCCUCGUGUUCUUCUGUGUCAGGGAUGGGCAUGCUGGCUGAACGGUACCCGGACGAUAAGGAACGCGGGAAUGCUAUGGGUAUCGCGUUGGGGGGCUUGGCUCUUGGUGUUCUCAUCGGGCCCCCUUUCGGAGGUCUGAUGUACGAGUUUGUCGGUAAAACUGCCCCCUUCCUGAUGCUGUCUGCGCUGGCUUUGGGCGACGGAUUACUUCAGCUGAUGAUCCUUCAGCCAGGAGUAGUUCGCCAGGAGUCUGAUCCUCCGUCGCUGAAGGCUCUUAUCACCGAUCCCUACAUCAUUGUCGCUGCUGGUGCUAUUACGUUCGCCAACGUGGGCAUCGCGAUGCUGGAACCCAGUCUCCCGAUCUGGAUGGCGGACACCAUGGAGGCCAGAAGGUGGCAGCAGGGAGUCGCCUUCCUGCCCGCCAGCAUCUGUUAUCUGAUCGGUACCAACCUGUUUGGGCCUCUGGGUCACAAGAUGGGACGCUGGCUCGCCGCUUGUUCCGGACUAAUUAUCAUUGGACUGUGUCUUAUUUUGAUCCCGAUGGCCCGUAAGAUGGAACACCUGAUUAUCCCGAACGCUGGCCUGGGCUUCGCCAUCGGCAUGGUGGACUCGUCCAUGAUGCCGGAGCUGGGGUACCUCGUGGACAUCCGCCACUCCGCGGUCUACGGCUCUGUGUACGCCAUCGGUGAUACCGCCUUCUGUCUUGGAUAUGCUGUUGGUCCGGCAUUUUCUGGAGCCCUGGUGAACUCCAUCGGGUUCGAGUGGAUGUUGGUGAUGAUUGCGUUGAUGAACUUCGCAUACGCACCAGUGCUGUUGAUGCUGAGGUCUCCGCCAGCUCGAGAUGAGAAACAGAGUUUGAUCGUCGGCGAAAAGCCGUCAGUCCGCUACGUGAGCUACCAGAACGAGGAAGAGGAAUAAACGCGCCAGGCGCCAUUUUGUGAACGCCACCAUCUUGAAACCCGCCCGAUUUAUUUUUAACUGUCAGAGGUAUGAAAGUUGCUAGUUUUAAAAACAUUGUAGACGUCGAAGCUAUAUAAAUUAUAUUUAGAAAAUAUUUUAUGAAUAUACAUACAUACUCGUAUAAUUAGAGACAAUAUGGUAUUUACAGUAGUUUCGUAUAUUUAAACAUAUUUAUGAGGCAUAUUAGAUUUGUGACCAAUUUUCUGAUUUUCUUAGUAAUGGCAAUAUUCUAUAUAAAUGCUAUUAUAUAGCGCUAUAUAUAGCGCUUUUAAUAAGUAAUAUACUUUUUUAGGGCUUAUGUAUUGUGUGAUAAUGAUAUAUAAUGAUUAAUAAUAUUUGUAUUGUGAAUGUUUUAAUUUUGUUUGUGUGACGUUGACAAUAUUUUUUUAUUAUAAUUAUUUAUUACUCAGUGUUUUUACAAUUACUUUAUUUCACUCGUAUUUUAGACAAUAAUUUUAAACAUAAGCAGAAGAGUACCAAUUAUGGACCAAUAUUUAAGAAUAAUUUUUCAUAUCUUUCUCAUAUUUUAUUGCAUUAAAAGUUAUAUUUAUAAUCGUACAAUUUAUUCAAUAUUUUGUCAAAUAUGAAUGAAUUUAUUAGUUUAAUAAGAUGUUUACAUAUUUACUCGUACAUAAUAUAAUUAAUAAUUAUUAUAAAUGGUAGGAAUCCUUCAUUAUAUCAUUAAAGUGUUAGUGGGAUAUAUACUGUAGUAGGUACUUAUUAUACAUAUAUAUCUAGUAAUUGUAUGUCAGCUUCGAAAUUUCUCCUCCUACAACUUUUUCAUAUAGAUCCAGUUAUAAAUGAUUGUUUAAUAUCAGCAACGAAAUUAGUGUGAAAUUAAAAAUAAAUUAAUUAUUAUUAAUUAAUUAUUUUAACUCAUGACAAUAGAUAGGUAUCUAUUAAAGUUACCUGCUUCAAACACCACUCGCAAAGUUUAAUCACAACGCUAUCACAUAAAUUCAUUUUGUUUUAAUGCUGAAUCAAUGCAUAUCAAUGUUUCACAAAAUAUCAUUUUCAUAUCCAUCGUGAACCACCACAGUUCUGUGGUGGUUCACGAUAACCACGUUCCGUGUUACCAACAGGCAAAAUAAAGUACAUAUUAUAUACAUACAUAUAACUUUCCACUUCUAUAUGGCUGUAGUAGUGAAAGGUUUACAUUUUCAUCAAAAUCAUAACAAUAUCAGAUUACAUUAUUAAUAAGCUUUUAUUCUUCACCAUUAUUAAAAAAAUGAAGUAAGUAGAUAAUGGUUCUAUAAUCACGUAAUCUUCCACAAUAAGUAGAAAACAUUGCAUGAUUUGUGUAGAUGUUCGAUAAAUAUUUUUAAUAACAUUUAGGAAUUCAUUCGUAUUUGAUGAACUUUAAUCCCAAUAUUAUUGAAAAGAGCGUGUUGCACACAAUAUCAGGAACGCUUGCUUGAAGUAGACAACCAAUCAGCACUCUUGAACAUGACGUGCGACUUCCAGCGUGCUGAUUGGUAGAUUAGUCUUACAAUAGCUGGAUUGGGUCCUUUGACACUUUGAAGUAUAUUCUGUAGUACGUCAUUUUAAUCUGUAUUUUUGGAUAAGUAGGGUUAGUAUUUUAAGGAAAGCGAAAUGCUCGAAAGUGUAUGGUAGUAAUAAUUAAAAUUUGUAUUUUUUAGGAUAAAAAUCUAGAUUUUUCUGACUAUAUUGUGAUAGUUUUAGUAUUUUGAGGCUUUUAAUCAUAGUGCCAUCAAUAUUUACUAGUAUUACUUACUGAAUGCUUGAGAAAUGUACAAGUGUUAAACGUAGUUAAUAUACUAUAAUUCAUAUUGGUAGCUAUAUUUAAUAUGGUAUAUAUAUUUAACAAUGCUUAUUAGAUCCAAAUAUUUUAAUGAAAUAUAUAUUAUGAUAUUAUAUAAAUGUUGGUAUUUGAUAUUUAUUUUUAAAACAAUAUUUAUUAUAAUUAUGUUGUUUUUAUUUAUUAAUGAGGUGAACUGCUACUGUUAGUUAAAAUUAAAAGGUUG